AUGAGUCACUCAAUCCAGUUUAUACUCUGUGGCGAUGCAAAUAUCCACGAUGGCACAGCUCCCGCGCCAUCCUUCGGCUCCGAGCAUCUGUCUCACAAUCUGAAUCCACACGACGUCGUGUCACCUACUUUAAAGCGAAAAUUCGAUAACUACUCUGACUACCCCCAAACCACCGACGAAAACCAGGGUGUUGCUGCCUUGCUGCUGAGUUGGGAGGGCGAGUCAUCAGCCAGAGGCAACGUACUCGAAGUCCAGCGGGUUUUAGAAAACGACUACCGCUUUUGCACGCAAACUUUCGAGAUUCCCUGCGUGGAAAAUCCCAUUACAAAACUCGCAGCACCGCUGGCGGCUUUUCUCGAAAGAGCGAAUCAAAGUCGUCUUCUUGUUAUCUACUACACAGGAUAUGGCUUUCUUGACUCGUCCAUGCAGCUAUGCUGGGCUCGAUCUGCCCAACGUCGCUCGUUCAGACUGAAAUGGGCUGCAAUUUGCCUUAUCUUUGAAUAUACCCGGGCUGAUAUACUUCUUUUGCUGGACACCUAUUUUAAGUUCGAGACUAUUCCCUCUAGCCACGGGUUGAGACAAGUGAUCGCCGCAGGGCAGCAAACUGCCCCAGACUCAUCGAACUUCACAAAGUGUCUUAUUCAAGCGCUCCACGACUUACACAAAAGCCGGACGUUCUUUACUGGACAACUAUUCGCCGACAUGACAGCCAUCGCCAAGGCCAACAACACCAGUCCCUUCAUGAUGACACCCGAUACAAACAAUGAUAUAUAUCUCACUCCAUUACCACAGUAUUGGCCACUAAACACUAAGCAUAGACAUGCUCCUUUUCACAGCGGGCUCUUUGCGCCGAUAGACCUCGCACGCGGUCGCCAAGAUGCCAAUUUAGCAUCGCCGCCUCGAGUCCUCCCUUUAGAAUACAAGAACAGCUACCCGAGUUCGGACUCGAAUUCAGCUUCGCGCUACCUGGGCUACGGAUCAGAUUCUGAAAAUGGACAUGCAAAAGGCCAAAUUCAGUCUAUGGCCGCCUCACGGCUCAAAGGUCGGGACAACUCAGGCAGCGUCGGGAAUGGUGGUACCUGCUACAGGAACGUUCCGUGUUGUUUCUCCUUCGCCGGCUGCAAAACUGAACACAGAGAUCAAUGGGACUGGCGGCGACAUAUUGAAGUGGUACAUCUCCGUUUCGAAAUAUACAGGUGUUUACCCUGUUACGAGAACGGCAAUCUCAAAGAGUACUUCUAUAAACGAAGUCUCACAAAGCAUCUUCGUCGGGUGCAUGAGGGUAGCCACCAAGACAUUGAAAGACACGUGGAUAGUUGCCGACGGACGUGCAGGACACGACCAGAAGCGUUGUCCUGUCCCACGAAAGAGUGUGUCGAAGUCUUCCGCGGUACUUAUGCCUGGGAGCGCUGGACUAAACACGUCUGGUCGCACAUGAUACUUGACCACGAAAUCACUUUCGAAUGCGACACGUUGUUGAUCAACUAUGCGGCAGCUGCAGGCAUCAUCGAGCAACGUCUAAAUGGCAAGUAUGUGCUCUGUCGCUAG
Beauveria bassiana ARSEF 2860 is the source of this 1548-nucleotide messenger RNA. Its product is annotated as C2H2 finger domain protein, putative. Lineage: Eukaryota; Fungi; Ascomycota; Sordariomycetes; Hypocreales; Cordycipitaceae. Gene Ontology annotation, molecular function: DNA-binding transcription factor activity. The transcript has 3 exons. The record is from RefSeq and is a predicted model, not a curated record. The coding region runs from base 1 to 1548 and encodes 515 amino acids.